UCUCCUCUCGUACAUAAUACUUCAGCUCAAGCAUAACGAACAAUUUCUAGUACUUGUUGCUCAUGUCGUUCUCGCUUGUCCGGCCAUUACUUGGGUUCAGCCCAAUCACUGCUCGUUCGAGUUUGAGCACUAUUCAAUUCUUCCACCCUCGCUCACUAUCUGUCAUUUGUCGACAACGUUUACUUCCCGCACGCGCCCAUGUGCCUCAGACAUGGGUCUUGAAUCGACUGGGCGUUACACGAAGAGGGCACUGGCACCUCCUGCCCAGCUUGCUGACAGCUACAGGGAUUGCAGGGAUCACGCUUGGCAUAGCAACGUGCACCGCGCCAACCAUUCAUUGUGACAGCAAAGGCACCCAAGCUCCCGCACCCGCUCCGCUUCCUCAGGCCCCGCCCCCCGAGUCCGCCGUCAAUCUCUAUGAAUUGACAUUUGGUACAGCAGCUGGCAUCUGCGCGGGUGUGUUCGUCAAGAAAGGUGCAAAAAUGGUCGCAUUCUGCUUGGGUGGUGUAUUCGUUCUCCUUCAAUACCUUGGGUCGUUGUCACUCGUCCGUGUUGAUUGGGGCCUCAUGGCUUCUCGAUUCGAGAACUUGUUGUAUACGAAGGACGAGUUGGGCAACAAGAGGCCACCAACUAUUUCGUCACUGUGGAGAUGGGUGGUGGACUUUUUAACAGCAGACUUUCAACCAAGGGCGUCUUUCAUUGCUGGACUUGCAUUGGGGUUGCGUGUCGGUUGAAGCGACGUUAGUAGAUUCGUAGAGGGGGGUAUCAUCCAAAUCAGGCAAGAGGAAAAAUAGCUCGCAAUUUGUCUCGGUCUUGUAGUACUU
Molecule: messenger RNA, 824 nt
Organism: Suillus clintonianus
Lineage: Eukaryota; Fungi; Basidiomycota; Agaricomycetes; Boletales; Suillaceae
Product: FUN14 family-domain-containing protein
Exons: 3
Coding region: 63-734 (223 amino acids)
Biological process (GO): autophagy of mitochondrion
Cellular component (GO): mitochondrial outer membrane
Source: RefSeq, a predicted model, not a curated record